AUGAAGCAGUGCGAGAAAGUAGAAGUUCAUUUAUUUACUUUGCAACUUGGGUCUGGUGAUGUUUAUCAUAAAGAAAAUUUAAAUUCAUACAAAAACAUCUGGCACAACAGGGUUUGUGAGAAGCGACUAAAGGUAGUUAUGCCGAAAGCUUUUGGUUUUGAAGGAAAUUAUUGUGUGGUGAACGCACAUUAG
Clunio marinus is the source of this 192-nucleotide messenger RNA. The record is from the annotation of a GenBank genome assembly. Lineage: Eukaryota; Metazoa; Arthropoda; Insecta; Diptera; Chironomidae.